Messenger RNA from Diachasma alloeum, 3173 nucleotides. RefSeq names its product probable glutamine--tRNA ligase (gene GlnRS). The coding region runs from base 295 to 2676 and encodes 793 amino acids. Lineage: Eukaryota; Metazoa; Arthropoda; Insecta; Hymenoptera; Braconidae. Gene Ontology annotation, cellular component: cytosol; aminoacyl-tRNA synthetase multienzyme complex; cytoplasm. Gene Ontology annotation, molecular function: glutamine-tRNA ligase activity; ATP binding. The record is from RefSeq and is a predicted model, not a curated record. The transcript is spliced from 7 exons. Gene Ontology annotation, biological process: translation; glutaminyl-tRNA aminoacylation.
CCGCGAUCUGAGCCUCUACUUUAGUCAAUCCUCUUUGUCACAGAAUCACUCGUUUAUUCGAUAAUUGCGUAAAUAACAAUGAGGAAUUUAUUUUCAUGGCUGCUGAGGUAGCUUUAAUUGGAUGCGCGCGCAGACGAUUGAUGGGAGAAAAGAGAACGUGGGUGACUCCCGGCGAGUGACAUAACCUCUGAAUUCGGGGUGGAAAUUAGUUGUAUAAGUUCUAAAGGGUGAAGAGACGUGUGCGAUUAUUCGUAACAUAUUGUAUUUAUUUAUUGUUCUACGGAAGUGAGUAAAAUGGACGACGACGUACAGUUGCUGGUUUCCAUCGGUCUCAGUGAACAGAAAGCGAAGGAGACAUUGAAGAAUGCUCAGGUGACCAGCAAUUUACAAGUAGCAAUCAACAAGGCGAAGGAAACUGAUCCAGAAAUUUCUCCAGAAGUCGGCACGCUCCUCUACCAUCUCGCCUCUAAAAUCAAGCCUCAGAUUCUGGACAAGCUCCCACUCCUCUCUCUUUGUAUUUCCCAAAAAAAGCUCGACACUACCCAGCGUGUCGAUGCCGCCCUCACUUACCUCCUAGAUACUAUUAACACCCCGAUCAACAUCCCAGACUUCGAGGUUGCUUGUGGCGUCGGCGUUACCGUCACCCCAGACCAGAUAGAGGCCUGUGUAGAAACUCUCAUCAAGAAACAUCUCGAAGAAAUAAAAAGCAAACGUUACAAAUUCAAUGCAGGUCCUUUGAUGCAAGAAGUCCGCACUAUUUUAAAGUGGGCUGAUGGGAAAACGAUAAAAAACGAAGUAGACCUUCAGAUUCUUGAUAUCUUAGGUCCUAAAACUGAUGCAGAUCUUGCACCUGUUAAACCCCAAAAACAAAAAUCCAAAUCCGACAAGAGUGUCAUAGAAAAUUCAAACAAAAAGGAGAAGAGCUCAAAAGAAAGAGGAACCAUUGAAAGUUAUAAAAAUGAUAAGACCCCCGAAGAAGCGUCAAAGGACUCGGCAAAAACAAUAGCAGAAGUGAUGUCUAAACUUCAGUUCCACAAACCUGGAGAAAAUUACAAGACCGAGGGCUACAUAGUGACUCCACACACCCACAGGCUCCUUCAGGAGCACUUGAAAAUUACCAAAGGCUUGGUAAUCACUAGAUUCCCCCCUGAGCCCAAUGGAAUCCUCCACAUUGGUCAUGCCAAGGCCAUCAACAUCAAUUUCGGUUAUGCAGCGGCAAACAACGGUCUCUGUUAUCUCCGUUACGAUGACACGAACCCUGAGAAGGAAGAAGAAAAAUUCUUUAUCGGAAUUCGAGAGAUGGUAGAAUGGUUGGGAUACAACCCCUCCAAAAUCACCCACUCCUCCGACAACUUCCAACAGCUCUACGAGUGGGCAGUUGAAUUAAUCUCAAAGGGUCAUGCUUACGUCUGUCAUCAAAAAAGCGAAGAGAUGAAGGGAUUCAAUCCUCCACCUUCCCCCUGGAGAGAGCGGCCAAUUUCUGAGAGUCUUCAGCUGUUUGAGGACAUGAAGAAUGGAUUAUUGGAAGAAGGAGAAGCAACCCUGAGGAUGAAAUGUACACUUGAAGAGGGUAAGCAGGAUCCAGUGGCUUACCGAAUAAAAUAUUCACCUCAUCACAGAACCGGUGAUAAAUGGUGCAUUUAUCCGACAUACGACUUCACACAUUGCCUUUGUGAUAGUAUCGAGAAUAUUACGCAUUCUCUCUGCACUAAGGAGUUCCAGACGAGGAGAAGCUCUUAUUACUGGCUCUGUAAUAUUUUGGAAGUUUACUGUCCAGUCCAGUGGGAGUAUGGGCGAUUAAAUGUCAGUUAUACUGUGGUUUCGAAAAGGAAAAUAGCAAAAUUGAUUGGUGAAGGGAUUGUUAGUGAUUGGGAUGAUCCUAGACUGUUUACGUUAACUGCAUUGAGAAGAAGGGGUUUUCCUCCAGAGGCUAUUAAUAAUUUCUGUGCGCAAAUGGGGGUGACUGGGGCUCAAGCUGUGGUUGAUCCCAUGGUGCUGGAGGCCGCUGUCAGGGAUGUACUAAAUGUGCAAGCUAGCAGACAUAUGGUAGUGCUCGAGCCUGUCAAGGUUACCAUCGAAAAUUUCCAUGGGGAGGGGCAGGCGGCAGCCCAAGGUUUUGAUGUGCCUGAUUUUCCUAUUGAGGUGGAGAGAGGACAGCAUUACGUGGAUUUUGAUGAGAUUAUUUAUAUCGAGGCCUCUGAUUUCAAAGAGGAAGAGGAAAAAGGUUUUCGUCGUUUAACUCCGAAACAGUCUGUCGGUCUGAAAUACGCGGGUAUCGUCUUGACCUUCCAAAGGAUUGAGAAAGACGAGAGUGGAAAAAUUACUGGUCUCGUAGUUAAACAAGAGCCACUAAUCGAUAAAAAUAAGCCUAAGGCGUUCAUUCAUUGGGUAGCUAAGCCUAAACUCGUGUCGAUUCGCCUCUACGAACGACUAUUCAAUCAUAAAAAUCCUGAGGACACGAACGAGGUUCCCAAUGGCUUCCUCAGUGAUAUCAACUCAGAAAGUAAGAAACAGGUUGUGGGAUACAUUGACAGAAGCCUCGAAGCAAUCGCCAAGCCAUUCAUCCAGUUCCAGUUCGAACGGCUUGGAUUCUUCUCUGUCGAUCCUGAUACUAAGCCAGGAAUGUUGGUCUUCAACAGGACAGUAACGUUGAAAGAAGAUACUGGAAAGGUGUAACUAAAGUCUUCAGCAGUUUCUAACUGAAAAUUACUGAAAAAUGUUCGAAUUCAUUGGUACAGUGACAAUAUAAGUGAUAAAAUGAUAGAAUGGUUCGAGGUGAAAAAUUUCGCUAUGUAUGAGAUUAUUUAAUUGGUUUUAUGAGAGAAUGGUAAAAUACCUCUUGCAUUCAAAACUCUCUACUGAGAAGGAUGGUCCAAUGUUUCUUCCUAGCGUGUAUAUUUUUUCAGAUAUUUGCGUAGUCAACAAAACUGCCACAUAUUUCCAUAUCUUUUGCUAUUAGUUCAACGAAUAUCUUGGUUUUGAUUACAAACUCUAGGAAAAAAUAUUGAGAGACAGUUCUUGCAGUUGUUUCUUGUAAUUCUGAUAUUUAUGAGAUAACAUAACUGGAAUUUUUUGCUUCAGCUAUUCAUCAUUGCUUUGUUCGUAACUCAUCACUAGAAUUUGUUGUAAUUACCUUGAAGAACCUUUUUUACAUAAAAGAUUUUCUAAGCCUU